CGUAUUUGAGCAAGACAAUGGUUACUUUAAUCCAACAGAUUCUAGUGGUUCUAAUGCAACAUCAACAAGUGAUUCAAAUAGAAGUCGCAGCAUUAGUGAUUGUAAGGCUGCUUGUUUGGCAGAUUGUGACCGUCUUGGAUUCAUUUUUCUGUUUGCUACCUAAUCGGACUGGAUGUCGAUUUUGGAAUGGAAAGUUAAAGUUCAUUCCAGAAAAAGCAGCCUAUACAGCACAUAAGUGGAUAUGGAUUGGUGCUGCUGGUCUAUUGAUAAUGGUGCUUUGCAUCCUCUGCUAUCAAUUAAGAAGAGAUCCUGUUACUCCAGGGCCUCCAAAUGAUAGAUUUAUGGGAGAUGAUUUAAAAGUAUUUAGCUAUGAAUCUGUCAUGGCUGCUACAGACAAUUUCUCUGGAGAAAACAAGCUCGGAGAAGGGGGCUUUGGACCUGUUUAUAAGGGAUCAAUGCCGACAGGUCAAGAAAUAGCUGUAAAGACGCUUUCAAGUGGUUCAGUGCAAGGAGAAGUAGAGUUCAAGAAUGAACUGAUACUCAUAUCUGAACUCCAACAUAUUAAUCUUGUUCAGCUUUUUGGAUAUUGCAUUCAUGGUGAAGAGAGGAUGUUGAUAUACGAGUAUAUGGCAAACAAACUUACAAAAGUCUGGACUACAUUUUAUUUGAUUCAACCAGCCGCAUGCUUCUAGAUUGGAAGAAGCGUUUCAAUAUAAUUGAAUGAAUAGCCCAAGGAUUGCUCUACUUGCACAAAUACUCAAUAUCUAAAGUAAUUCACAGAGAUCUUAAAGCUAGUAACAUACUACUUGAUGAAAAUAUGUACCCCAAAAUUUCUGAUUUUGGUAUGGCAAAGGAUGUUCACGCGGCAUGAAAUUGAAGCAAUUACUAGACGGGUUGUUGGGCCAUAUGGUUACAUGUCUUCUAGCUGAGUAUGCUAUGCAGGGGUUUUUUUUCUGAAAAAUCAGAUGUCUUUAGUUUUGCAGUGUUGAUGCUCGAAAUCAUAAGUGGUAGGAAAAACAACAGCUUCCACACUGCUCAUCGUGCGCUCAAUUUAGUAGGAUAUGUAUGUCAUGCAAUUCUUAGUAUUACUUGUAUUGAUUUUGUUCUUUAUUUUCAUGUGAAAUGUAAAUAAAAUAAUUAUGUAUCCUAAAUGGAUACGAUCUUGUUUCAAGCAUGGGAGUUAUGGCAAGAAGGUGCAGGACUAGAAUUGACGGACGCAACUCUAAGUGAUUUAUGUGUACGUUGAAAAUCAACUAUUAAGAUGCAUCCAUGUUGGUCUACUAUGUGUCGAAGAGGAUCCAGAACUUCGGCCAACCAUGUUAGAUGCCAUAUCUAUGCUGACAAUUGAAAGCUUGCCUUUACCUAUACCAACAAGACCAGCAUCUUUUCCAGUAAGGAAUUCGGCUGGAGUAAAUAUAAGAGGAAAUGAAUCCGAAAAGAUUCCAAAAAAUGGCUUGUCCAACUCCCUUAUUGUAGGACGGUGAAGGCGCCUAAUGUGUUGUGGAAGAAGGUGACUAGCCAGCUAAUUUGCCCUGGUUGAGUUAGAUCAACUUGAGUUAGCUGAGGGAUUCUUUGUGCUUUGUGUUCUCUACGUAAAUCAAGUGGCAUACAUGUAUACAACAAUAUAUCUCCUCUGUAAUCUGUAUUAUACUUGUAACAUUAUGUAAUAGGUAAUUACGUGUAUACCAAGGGUUACUGUAAUAUAUGUCUAAUCUGGA
This is a messenger RNA of Rosa rugosa (rugosa rose), 1718 nucleotides long. Its product is annotated as G-type lectin S-receptor-like serine/threonine-protein kinase CES101. The coding region runs from base 18 to 692 and encodes 224 amino acids. The record is from RefSeq and is a predicted model, not a curated record. Gene Ontology annotation, molecular function: ATP binding; protein kinase activity. Gene Ontology annotation, biological process: protein phosphorylation. The transcript is spliced from 7 exons. Lineage: Eukaryota; Viridiplantae; Streptophyta; Magnoliopsida; Rosales; Rosaceae.